AUAUUUUUCCACGAAUGUGCUAAUACUCAAAGUUGGUGUAUUUACAAAUUACUAGUUUUCAAAAUAAUUUUUUAAUAGUUUUUAGAAGCAAUUAAGUUCGAUAUAUAUAAAUUUCUAAAAUAAUGAAACAGAAUGAAAUUCCACUGGGUUUGAUUUACCAAUGAAUUCUGGUCAAGGCUAAAAAUGCUAUGCAUCUUACAAGUGUAUCAUAAUAAAAAAAAGGGCAAAAAAUAAGAAACAAAAAGAGAAAAAGGGAAAAAGCAUAACUGGAUUUACCAUAUUAUGGAAAGAGAAUAACUAAUUUUGCAUUCUAUCUGAAUUAUUUAAUCGUUUAUAGAGAGAAGUUGUUUGAGAGAGAGAAAUGGAAGAGAAACUGAUAAGCAGGCUAGAAUCGGCGGUGACGCGGCUGGAGUCUCUUUCAGCCGGAGGUUUCAGCGGAGGCGGAGAGAUCAGCAGAGACGCCAGUGCGGCAGGUCCUUCAAUUGCGGCGUUUGACGAUCUCAUUUCGCAGUAUGUUAACAACGUUAUUAGCGUCGCGGAGAAUAUUGGAGGACAGGUUUUGGAUAUCUCGAAGAUUAUUGAGGAGGCGUUUAACGUCCAGAAGGAACUUCUCGUUGAAAUCUCACAAACUCAGAAGCCUGACACGGCGGGGUUGGUUGCAUUCCUGAAACCGUUGAAUGACGUGGUUGCAAAAUUGUGUGCAUUAACAGAGGGAAGACAAUCUGAGUUCUUCAAUCACCAGAAGACGGGUGCUGAUAGCAUUGCAGCUCUCAUGUGGAUUGCAUAUACAGGAAAGAAUUGCGGUAUGAGCAUGCCUACCGCACAUGUUGAAGAAAGUUGGAAUAUGUCUGAGUUCUACAGUAAUAAGAUUCUCGUAGAGUACAAGAACAAAGAUCCGAAUCAUGUUGAGUGGGUAAAGGUUUUGAAGGAGCUCUUCAUACCUGGUUUGAAAGAUUAUGUGAAGGCUCACUACCCACUGGGACCUGUUUGGAACGCCUCAGGGAAGACUAUAGCAACUAAUCGAGGUGGCCCUCCUCCUCCACAAGCUCCAGCUGCGGCACAAUCUUCAUCUUCGCGCCCUCAACAAGGGAUGUCUGCUGUUUUUGAUGAAAUUAAUUCUGGAAAGUCAGUUACUUCUGGUCUUAGAAAGGUCACUGCUGAUAUGAAAAGCAAGAACCGUACAGACAGAAGUGGUGUUGUUUGUGUUGCUCAGAAAGAAAGUCAUGCUAAGAAACCUUCUGUGACCAAGACAGGACCUCCUAAAUUUGAGCUUCAGCUUGGUCGGAAAUGGGUGGUGGAGAAUCAGAUUGGGCAAAAGGAACUAGUAAUCGAUGAUUGUGAUGCAAAGCAGACAAUAUACGUAUAUGGGUGCCAGAAUUCUGUUCUUCAAGUCAUUGGGAAAGUGAACAACAUUACAUUGGACAAGUGUAGCAAGAUGGGGCUAGUCUUCGAGGAUGUUGUGGCAGCUUGUGAGCUUGUCAACUGCAACUCCACGGAAGUGCAAUGUCAGGGCGUGGCACCUACAAUUUCGAUUGACAACACUGAAGGAUGCCAACUGUACUUGAGCAAAUACUCUUUAGAGACUUCCAUAACUACAGCCAAGUCUGAAGUCAAUGUAUUAGUACCCGCGUCUGAAGCAGGUGGCGACUGGAUAGAGCAUCCUUUGCCAGUGCAAUACAUUCAUGUAUACAAGGAUGGCCAAAUUGUUACAACUCCAAUGGACCACUCUGGAGGCUAAAUCGAUAUCAUCACAUCUUGGUGCUAAUGUUAUCCUCUCUAUUUUUUGGCAUUUUGUUCUUGUUGAAUUUUUAUUUUAUUUUAUUGUUAGGCUCAUCAUAUUUUGAAUUGUUGUUGGUUAAUUAUGCCCUGCUGGCAGUUUGUUUUAGGAUUCAAUUGUUAUAUUUAUUACACAUGUUUGUAUAAAUCACAGACAUAAAGCUACAUUCACUCCAAGCUAUUGGACUUUAUCGAGGUUUAGUUUCA
Molecule: messenger RNA, 1983 nt
Organism: Salvia splendens (bonfire salvia)
Lineage: Eukaryota; Viridiplantae; Streptophyta; Magnoliopsida; Lamiales; Lamiaceae
Product: cyclase-associated protein 1
Exons: 9
Coding region: 362-1738 (458 amino acids)
Biological process (GO): cytoskeleton organization; actin filament organization
Cellular component (GO): cytoplasm
Molecular function (GO): actin binding; adenylate cyclase binding
Source: RefSeq, a predicted model, not a curated record